Molecule: messenger RNA, 3533 nt
Organism: Salvelinus fontinalis (brook trout)
Lineage: Eukaryota; Metazoa; Chordata; Actinopteri; Salmoniformes; Salmonidae
Product: SANT and BTB domain regulator of class switch recombination-like
Source: RefSeq, a predicted model, not a curated record
CGCUAAGCAACCCCGGGACGCGGGACCAAUGCACCGGCUGCUGCACUGCGGCACCGGAAAAGCGGAAUCAACGCAACAGAAGAUUUGGGGACGUUACAACGACUGGCGACAUGAGUCGUUACUGCACCCUGAACAACAACUUCCCCAAUGACAACCAGCUCCUGGUCCUGGACAUGGUGCUGAGCUCUCUCUGGAGCGUUCCACAGCCCGUCAACUGGGACAACGUGGCCAUGCUGGUCCCUGGCUUCACACCCAAGGAGUGUGCGCAGAGGUUCGAGGAGCUGAAGAGCACCGGAGGGUUCCAUCACGUGGACGACCAAUGCAACGCGCUGACGGCAGGAGGAUCCUCCCCUGUGGACUCGCUGGCCACCUACAUCAAAUCCACACUAUUGGACACCACGGGAGACGUGGAGGAGACGCGGACCAAUCAGAGCUCCAUCUCAGUGACGGGCCUGGCGGUGAACCCUUCAAGAGGUAGCUCGGUGGAGAAAGAGGAGUCUGCAGAGGAGGGCGAGAAGCCCCAGGAGGGGAAAGGGCCCAAUAUGGUGAUCCACGUGUGUGACGAGGCUAAGAACCUGAAGCAGGACUUCAUGUGUCCCCGUGACCUUCUGAUCAACGAGAUGCGUUACUUUGCUGAGUACCUCUCUGUUGACCUCCAGCGCUGGGAGGAGGUGGACAUCUCUGUGCACUGUGACGUGCAGAUCUUCGACUGGCUCAUGAACUACGUCAAGAGGCACAAAAUGGCCGUCGAUGGCAACAAUGACAAACCCAAACUCGAGCCCAGCAAUGUGAUCUCAAUCCUCAUCUCCUCCGAGUUCUUGAAGAUGGACACGUUAGUGGAGGAGUGUAUUCAGUACUGUCACAAGCACAUGAGUGCCAUCGUGGCCACACCCUGCAACAUGAACUGCAUCAACAGUAACAUGGCAGCGGACAUCUCUGACCUCUUCAGCCACAACGAGGCAGACGACAUCAUGGACAGAAAAGACAAGUUCAAAAGUAAGUUAUUCCAGAAGAAAAUUGAGUGUCUCUUCGAUCCUGACUAUAAGAACCAGGACUCCCCAGGCAACGCAUCGACUCUGUACAGAUGUUGUCUGUGCCUGAAACUGCUGACCAAGGACACAGAGAGGAAGAUCUCCUGCAUCCCAGGGAAGAUCAACAUCGACCCUCGAGGAGACAUCACCUACACUCACAGCAGGCAGAAGAGAUGGGAGGUCCAUGAUUACAUGACCGGACUAUAUGAGGAGCUGAAGUCCUGGGUGCUGGUCUACUGGAGGAUCUGGGGAACCAUCAACCACCUCACCUGCUCCCACUGCCAACAGGCGUUUGUGUGUGCAGAGCUGUCCCACUGUCGAUAUCACCCAGAGGUUGUGGUGUACCCGGGCAUGGGGACAGAGCAGGGCUGGCACGGGACGGGCAUCUACCCCUGCUGCAACCAGAGGACACUACGCUUUGACCCCACCGGCAUGCCCAAGGGCUGUAAGAUGCGGGACCACAUAGUGAAUGCGUCAGACAGUGGAGACUGUACUGGGGACCACCAGGUAAACUCAGCCCAGACCAGACUACUCAACGACCUGCUACUACACAGAGAGGCAGUGUGUGUCCCCAACACACCCCUACCAGAGACAGGGCCUGUAGACUCCCCCUCCAGUGGUUCAGAGAGGGGGGAGAGAGGGGAGAGAGGGGAGCGGGUACUGGACUGUGACAUCCUGGUAGAGCCGGGGCUUCAGAGAGUAGAGGGCACCACCUUUUCCCUGUUGAAAAACUGGAGCCGGCAACUGAGGCAGCAGACGCUGCUUUCUGAGGAUGAGGAGUAUACCACGGGGUCAGAGGUCACUGAGGAUGAGGUGGGAGAUGAAGAGGAGGCCAGCAAGAAACAAGCUGCUAAGAAGGCCAAGAAGUUGAGCAAACCUUUGAAGAGGCAGAUGUCUUCACCUAAUUUCCAUCGCAAAGAGAAAGCAGUGGAGAAAACCCCUUCGAGGGACAACACUCCAUUCAGAGUGAGUGCCCAGAAGAGUAAAUGGGACAGCUCUCGCUCCAUCCGCUACAACCAAGAUGCCCAAAGAGAGGAAGACCAGCGGCGUAUGGUGGAGAUCAUUGGUCAUCUGAAAGAUCAGGAACAGAGAAAGUCCAAGGACACUAAAGAGCGUGCAGCAGGGAUCUACUCCAGGCUAGAGGCCCAGUUCAAGUCCUCCUCCCAGGCCAGUGGACGACAGAGUGGCCCUGAGAAAACCCUCAGAGGGAAGCCACGCUUCAGCCAAGCUCGGACCACAUAGAUACUGGAACAGGAAGAGGGAGGAAGAGGGAGGAAGAGCGGAGGACCACAUAGAUACUGGAACGAGAAGAGGGAGGAAGACAGGAGGAAGAGCGGAGGACCACAUAGAUACUGGAACGAGAAGAGGGAGGAAGAGCGGAGGACCACAUAGAUACUGGAACGAGAAGAGGGAGGAAGACAGGAGGAAGAGCGGAGGACCACAUAGAUACUGGAACGAGAAGAGGGAGGAAGAGCGGAGGACCACAUAGAUACUGGAACGAGAAGAGGGAGGAAGAGGGAGGAAGAGCGGAGAACCACAUAGAUACUGGAACGAGAAGAGGGAGGAAGACAGGAGGAAGAGCGGAGGACCACAUAGAUACUGGAACGAGAAGAGGGAGGAAGACGGGAGGAAGAGCGGAGGACCACAUAGAUACUGGAACGAGAAGAGGGAGGAAGAGCGGAGGACCACAUAGAUACUGGAACGAGAAGAGGGAGGAAGACAGGAGGAAGAGCGGAGGACCACAUAGAUACUGGAACGAGAAGAGGGAGGAAGACAGGAGGAAGAGCGGAGGACCACAUAGAUACUGGAACGAGAAGAGGGAGGAAGACAGGAGGAAGAGAGGGAGGAAGAGAGAGAUCCUCAUGUGAGAACUCAGUGGAUCAAACUGACCCAAAUGGGUCCUGGCAACCUGGCAGCAGCUAAACCUCUCAACCCCACCUUGCUUGCUCCACUGUGCCCCUGGUAAUAUUUGUGCCUGUAUUCAUAACGAGCCUAAGAGUAGGAGUGCUGAUCUGGGAUCAGUUUGUCUUUUUAGAACAUACUUUAGAACAUACUGAGUGGACAGGGGAGACCUGAUCCUAGAUCAGCCCUCCUACUCUGAGACACUUGAUAAAUACAGGCCCUGGUCCUGCAUUGGUUGUCUUUAGUUCAGGAGGCCUGGUUUUGCCGUAGGGCUUUGUAGCCCACUUAGAACCCAGUCCAGCCCGUCUGACUCUGGUGACUUUGUAACGAUCACAUCUCCUACCUCCCAUUAACUGUAUAUUACAAUGCAAUAGGUCACCUAGCUCUAAACCUGUAUGCCAUAGAAUAUAAUAUACUUUAACAUAGAAGCUACCUUGUGGUGAGUAAUAGGAGUGGUUAGCAGUAGGUAGAGGAUGGUGAAUGAAAUGCCCGUUGUUUCUAUUUCUAUAUCUGUCUGUGUUGGCAGUAUCGCACAGUACUGGGACUAAGAGGACAUGGGUGGACUAGGCAGUCAGAAAUAAAAGUUACAUUCCCACCAUU